Molecule: messenger RNA, 4187 nt
Organism: Polyodon spathula (Mississippi paddlefish)
Lineage: Eukaryota; Metazoa; Chordata; Actinopteri; Acipenseriformes; Polyodontidae
Product: putative solute carrier family 22 member 31
Exons: 9
Coding region: 332-2131 (599 amino acids)
Biological process (GO): transmembrane transport
Molecular function (GO): transmembrane transporter activity
Source: RefSeq, a predicted model, not a curated record
AAGUUUAGGGUUUCGGUGCUUUGGAGAGGUUUAUUCAUUGUGCUGUGUCCUGACAGGAUAAUUUCGUGUUAUGUUUGUAAGGAUAACCGUUAUAACCUGGUUUUGAUUUUUGAAGUCUAUAAAUAAAGGUAAUUAAAUUUUCUUUACCUUGGCUGUCGUACACAGGUGAGAUAAAUUAUUGCUGACCUUUUAAGAGCCACUUACGACCAAGAGCAAAGGAUUUGCAUAACAACACGCCCUCUCGCCAGUCUCUCAAAUUGACUUUUUCGUACACACAGAUGUUUCUGUCAAAACACUUCCACCGUGCAGGCUGCUGUGGUACGCUCUAUGUAUGGGAAUGGACUUUGAAACAAAGAUCUUCCCCAGGACCGGGGGGUUUGGACCCUACAACCGGUCCGUGGCCGCCUUCAGCUGGCUGUCGAACUUUGCGGUCGUGCUUAGCCUUUUCUCGGAGAUGUUUUUUACUUUGAAACCGGGAUCCUACCACUGCCGCCUGGAUCCCUCUUUACUCCCCUCUGAACACCGUAAUCUGUCUGCACAAGAGCUACUGAAUGUCAGCAUACCUUGGGUGAAAGGGUCGGGGUUGAGUCAUUGUGAACUUUAUAAGUACCCUGCAAAUUUUUCCAAUUUUACGACGAAUUUCCCAAAAGAGACUGUACGUUGCACACAAGGUUGGGAAUACACAACUGGAGCGGGUCUUGAAACCAACAUUGUCACUCAGUGGAAUUUAGUGUGUCAGAACUACUGGAAGAUUCCGCUGGAACAAAUCUGCUACAUGAUUGGCUGGAUCUCUGGGUACGUCGUUCUGGGUUCCGCUUGUGACAGGCUGGGUCGUCAGGGGAUCUUCCUGGGGUCAGUGCUGCUCUCUGGGCUGCUCGGAGUCGGGGUGUCUCUCUCGCUGAACCCCAUCAUGUUCCUGUUCCUGCGGCUCUCACAGGGGGCCGCCCUGGCUGGGGUGUUCCUCUCCACAUAUGUGGCUAGACUGGAGCUGUGUGACCCGCCCCACCGCCUCAUGAUCACUAUGAUUGGUGGAUUCUUUGCAGUGGGCGGGGAGCUGCUGUUGCCCGGGCUGGCAGUGCUGUGUCGUGAUUGGCAGAUCAUGCAGGUGGUCGUUGCUGUGUCUCUGCUGCUGCUUUUAAGUUACUGGUGGUGUACCUCUGUGUUCCCCGAGUCGCCCCGCUGGCUCCUGGCCACACAGCAGAUCCAUCGAGCCAAGAGCGUCCUGCAGAGCUUCUCCUUGCGCAACGGAGUGUGCCAGAGUGAUGACAUCUACAACUCCGAGAACCUGCUGUCGGAGAUAGACUCAGUGUACACUGACAGCUGUGAGCCGCGCUUCCACAAUGUCUGUGAGAUGGUCGGCACGCAUGUGAUCUGGAAGAACAGCCUCAUCCUGGCAUUCACAGCGUUCAUCGGCAGGGGGAUCCAGUACUGCUUCACCCGGAACCUGCUCGGCUUCUACCCUCACUUCUACUUCAGCUACUACAUGCGCGCACUGUCUGGGGGCCUGGCCUGUGUGCUGCUGUGUGUCUCGGUGAACCGCUAUGGCCGCCGGGGCAUCCUGCUGCUCGCGUCCAUCCUGACUGGCAUGGCGUCCCUGCUGCUGCUCGCCCUCACGCAGUAUCUGAAGGAUGGGUUUGUCCUGGUGCUCUCCAUCAUGGGGCUCCUGGCCUCUCAGGUCAUCUCCAUGCUCAGUGUGUUCUUCGCCAGUGAGGUGCUGCCCACGGUUGUCAGGGGUGGGGGUCUGGGUCUGAUCCUGGCGGUGAGCUGUGUUGGUAAAGCUGCCUCCUCCCUCAUGGAGCUGCAUAACAACCAGGGAUACUUCCUCCACCAUGUGGUGUUCGCUUCCUUCACGGUGCUGUCCGUGAUCUGCGUCAUGCUGCUGCCCGAGAGCAAACGCAAGCCCCUGCCAGACUCCCUCAAGGAGGGGGAGAACCUACGCCGGCCACCCCUCUUCCUGUCCCAGAGGAACCAGGAGCACCUGCCCCUGCUCCAGCACCGUCCCAGGGCUGCAUCGGAGUAUAACACCGACAGCUACUCGUGCCUGGUCAGAGACUUUGAACUGUCAUCACCACUGACACCGGAGGCAGUCUUAAAUGGGAGCAGAGUGCUGGAGAAUGAGGAUUCCCCCUAGGGUUUCUGAGCACUUUUCACACAGAAAACCUGACAUCCCUCCCCAUGGUCAUAUAGGGAGGCUUGGGGGAGUAGAUGUGUUGUGAGGCACAGAACUUCGCCUCUGGAAUUGGCUGUUUACAGUACCUCUGGUUUGUGCCCCCACUCCCGCACCAGCAAAGAUAAGUUUCCAAGACACUGGAAAAUGAGAGACAACCACUCCAGACCAUUAUGAAGACACUUGAAUGCGUCUACCUGGACUUUUAGUCAUUCUGAAGAUCUGCUGAUCCAAGACGGUAAGGCUAUGGAUGAACUAAUGCAUACCAUCUUUAACCCUUUAACUAUGUCAAGGGACUAUUCUCGUAGGAAUGUCAGCAAUACCUGGACUCCUGUCUUCUGAGCCACGGUAAUAAGCAUCUGGGUUUGGCCUGGGCAGUGAACAUAUUCUAAAUGCAGCACUUACAGAUCAUGCAAUGCGGUAGAAGUGAUGGACUACUUUUGUAUAAUAUGUAAAAAGAUACCGCUGUUCUUAAUGACAAGCUAUUUUGUCGUGAGGUGUGCAUUGUAGGAAGGGGCUUCAUCAUAUACUGUAAUCGUUUUAAAACAUAAAUGGAUAUCUAUAUAUAACUAGCUGGAUACAAAGCUCUUUACUGUACAGGCUUGUGUGAAUUGAACUGACAAAUGAUGCUGUCUUAUGUCUGAAAUAGGGAGUAUUAUCUCUGUCCGUGACCUUUGUUGGUUUGUAAGUAUUUGCAUAUUCAGCUCAACUGUGCUAAGAAGUUCAAUUCGAGCAGCAGCUCUCUGUCUUGUUUUAUUGGUGGUGAUUGAUAUUCGUCGGCAUCGUGUCUCGUUACUGUGGUGUUGAUGAACUGAGCUCCUGAACUUGUACAAUAUUCAAGGUACUGUUUUAAUAGAGCAGAGUAUAGAAGGGUUCUUUCAUUUCUGUUCUGUAGACAUGCAUUGGGUCGUACUGUGCAUUCUACAAUAUAUUUAUACGUUCCUAUUCUAAAGCCAACAGUCAGAGGUUUGAAAACACACCAGCUUAUAUGCUGCAUCAAAAAGGUGGUCCGCCUCUUGUGGUUAUACAGAACAUCAGCUGCAGUAAUGUGCUACUAGCACUGAUACUGUGUGCUGUAUAUUCCAUUUUUAGUUCAUUUCCAAAUUUUUGCAGUAUUUUUUGGAAAAUGUAAUACAAAUAAACUUGGUUUUAUAUUUAUUUUUGUCCCAUUUAAUUCAAUUGUGUUUGUGUUUUUCUUUUUACAGAACAUAUUAUGAGACUGGGUAAGGAUAUUGAUAUUUAUGAAACUUUAGGUCUCUCUGUUCCAUGUAUUUUGUCUAGCCAUGUUGUUGAAGUCAAAUAUAGUAAUUGUAUAUAUAAUGUUAUGGUUCACAGCAAACCAAACUUAGUCCUGCAUUUUUAUUGGUCAAAAAAACCAAAUGGAAAAUAUUAAACAAGCUGUUCCAUGCAUAUAACAUGUGGCAUUUAAAAAAUAAAAAAAAAUAAAAAUAGUGUGUUAGCAUAUUCAGACCAUACUUCAAAAUACAGGUCCAUUGAACUAUACUGUAUCUUCACAGUCCUUAAACCUUGUAUUUCAUUGUACUUACAACAGUUUUAUAUGUUUGAGCAAAUCAUUUGGUUAAAUACAUGUUAAUGUAUGGAGCUUCAUCCUUACAAUAAAACACUUUGUGUACAUGGAACAAAGGGAGGCUAGUAAACGCAGUGUAACUCUUUGUAGUUAAUGUGCCUGCAGUUUGAAGUAUAUCCAAUUUCAACUAAAGAACACAGUGUCCCCUACAUUGCGCAACACCGUUUCAAUAUAAAAACAUAAAAAUGUAUACAGAAGAAUAAAAUAGCCUUGAUAACUGCAUUAAUAUUUCCCCCUAAAAUGGGGUAUAGCAGUGGGUCUGUCGUAUAAUAUUAUAACGUUUAUUCUGGAAAUAUCAUUGUGCUGUGAUGAACACGCCAGAUAAAGCAUUAGUGUUAUGGAGAAAUCACCUACUGUGUGUGGUGGGUUAUAUUGUGAAAGGGAAACCUAUUGCAAGACAUCACUAUAAAUCUGUAAUGUGUGUGUGUGUGU